AUGGCUCGUAAGACCGUGUCCUGUCGUCUCAACGGUCUGGAGAUCUCGCUCAUGGUUCUGUUCUUGUUAAUGACGGCCGUCUCAGUGGGCUUAAUAACAGUCUUAGCCCUAAAGCUGGAUUCAGAGAAACAGGAACCCACCAUCCCCACAGUGAAUCCUCCAGAGAACCACUUUCUCAUUGGUGUAGGCCGAGCAGACUGCACAGGACCUGUGGCUGAUGUACCUCUGAUGGGUUACGCCAACACUGAUCAGACAGCGCGAGGCCUUCACACGCGUCUGUUCAGCAGAGCCUUCAUCGUGGAUGAUGGAAGCAAACGAGUGCUGUUUGUCACCGCUGACGUCGGCAUGGUCUCUCAGAGACUGAGACUCGAGGUUUUGCGAGAGCUGAAAGUGAAGUACGGAGAUCUCUACAGACAGGACAAUGUGGUGAUGAGUGGCACACACACUCAUUCAGGUCUGGCCGGAUAUUUCCAGUACACCCUCUUUAUGAUCACCAGCAGCGGCUACAUUAAACCAUCUAUACAAGCCAUGGUCAAUGGAAUAGUCAAGAGUGUUGACACAGCUCACCGAAAUUUAAAACCCGGACGAAUUUUCAUCAAUAAAGGAGAACUGAUUGACAGCAAUCUGAACAGAAGUCCACACUCGUAUCUGAACAACCCUGAGGAGGAGAGAAACAGGUAUGAACACAACACAGACAAGCAGAUUGUCAUCAUGAAGUUUACAGAUAUGGAUGGAGAUGGCAUGGGUCUGCUCAGCUGGUUUGCCGUUCAUCCGGUCAGUAUGAAUUACACCAAUCGCAUGGUGAGCUCCGACAACCUGGGCUAUGCCUCGUACGCCUUUGAGAAGGACAAAAACAUCGGCUUUCUACCCGGAGAGGGUCCGUUUGUAGCCGGCUUUUCCUCCAGUAAUCUGGGAGAUUCAUCUCCUAACAUUCGCGGCCCCGUCUGUGUGAAUACGGGUGAAAAGUGUGACUAUCUUAACAGCUCUUGCCCCAUAGGAGGAAAAAAAACUUGCAUUGCUUUUGGUCCGGGUGAAGACAUGUUUGAAAGCACCAGGAUUAUAGGAGAGAACUUGUCUAAAAAAGCAAAGGAGCUGUACAGCAGUGCUUCACAGGAGUUACACUGGUCCGUCCACGCCGCCCAUCAGUGGGUUAAUAUGACGGAUGAAACUGUGCCGUUUAACUCCACUCAUACUGGCCGGACGUGUAAACCCGCUCUAGGUCACAGUUUCGCCGCCGGAACCACAGAUGGAGGAGGAGAGUUCAACUUUGUACAAGGGGAUACGGAUGGAGACCCUUUCUGGGAUGGCAUUAGAGACAUGCUUCUUGGAGCCCCGUCCAAUGAAACCAAAGCUUGUCAUCAACCCAAACCCAUUCUCGUGAGCACAGGAGAGAUGAAUGAUCCUCUGCCAUGGCAUCCAACUAUUGUGGACGUUCAGAUCAUCACUAUUGGCUCUUUUGCCGUCGUUGCUGUGCCUGGAGAAUUCACGACUAUGUCUGGAAGGAGGAUUCGUGAGGCAGUCAAACAGGAGCUGGAUCAGGGGCCAUUCACAAACACAGAGGUGGUGGUCGCGGGUCUAUGCAACAUCUACACCCACUACAUCACCACAUAUGAAGAGUACCAGAUUCAGCGUUAUGAGGGCGCGUCCACCAUCUUUGGUCCUCACACUCUGUCAGCAUACAUCCAGCGCUACAGAGGUCUGUCCAGAGCUAUAGCGCAGGGAACCACGGGAGAGUUGCCCAAAGGUCCUGAGCCUCCGUUCUUCGACGAAGACAAACUCUUUAAUCUGAUCAAGGAUCCGGUAGCAGAUAGAGCGCCUGUAAACUGCACCUUUGGUGAGGUGCUCGAGCAGGUUUCCCCCGUUUAUAAAGUGGGGGAAGUUGCCUCCGUCACGUUUGUCGCUGGAAACCCGAGACACUCUGGAGAUAUAAGGGAUAAGACGUUAGUUACGGUGGAGAGGUUUCACAACGACAUGUGGGAAAUAGUUCACACAGAUGCAUCAUGGGAAACAAGAUUUCACUGGAUUAAAGGACUUCAGGGUGUAAGUAACGCUACGGUGGAGUGGUACAUCCCUCUCGCAGCAGAGAUGGGCACAUACAGGAUUCAACACUUUGGACACUACAAACAGUCUCAGGAGAACACUACCAUCAUCACGCCUUAUGUGGGCACUUCAGACGCUUUCAGAGUCACCAAGAGCUUUUACUACUUUUGA
Messenger RNA from Triplophysa dalaica, 2211 nucleotides. It is a transcript of the gene asah2, whose product is annotated as N-acylsphingosine amidohydrolase 2. Lineage: Eukaryota; Metazoa; Chordata; Actinopteri; Cypriniformes; Nemacheilidae. Bases 1 to 2211 code for a protein of 736 amino acids. Gene Ontology annotation, biological process: ceramide catabolic process; sphingosine biosynthetic process; long-chain fatty acid biosynthetic process. Gene Ontology annotation, molecular function: N-acylsphingosine amidohydrolase activity. Gene Ontology annotation, cellular component: extracellular region. The record is from RefSeq and is a predicted model, not a curated record. The transcript is spliced from 20 exons.